This is a messenger RNA of Amorphotheca resinae ATCC 22711, 1990 nucleotides long. RefSeq lists its product as hypothetical. Bases 5 to 1729 code for a protein of 574 amino acids. Lineage: Eukaryota; Fungi; Ascomycota; Leotiomycetes; Helotiales; Amorphothecaceae. The transcript is spliced from 3 exons. The record is from RefSeq and is a predicted model, not a curated record. Gene Ontology annotation, cellular component: plasma membrane. Gene Ontology annotation, molecular function: glutathione gamma-glutamate hydrolase. Gene Ontology annotation, biological process: glutathione catabolic process.
CGAGAUGUUGCUCUCUACCCUCCUCAGCUUCGGCCUCUUCCUAGGCAAAGCGUGGGCAAUUCCCCCGCACCCACACCCACCCGGGCCCGACCAUCUGGGCGCCGUUGCUUCUGAGAGUUCAGUCUGCUCCAACAUCGGGAUUGACAUCCUGAAGGAAGGUGGAAAUGCCGCCGACGCGCUAGUAGCGACACAGUUCUGUGUCGGGGUCAUUGGCAUGUACCACUCUGGAAUCGGCGGUGGAGGAUUCAUGCUGGUCCGCGCAAGCAAUGGGAGCUACGAGUUCAUCGACUUCCGGGAGACGGCCCCUGCUGCGGCCUUCGAGACCAUGUACUCGCCGCCGCUGUCGAACUCGAACCUCUCCCUCUACGGCGGGCUGGCGAGCGGAGUGCCUGGUGAACUGCGCGGACUCGAACAUCUGCACAAGAACUACGGAACGCUGCCUUGGAAGCAUCUGGUCCAGCCAGCAAUCAAGUUGGCCCGGUACGGAUUCACGGUGACGGAGGAUCUCGUCCGGUACAUGGAAUCUGCGACGGCCGGGUCCUACGAUUUCCUCACGUACGACGAGACCUGGGCGCUGGACUUUGCUCCUAAUGGCACGAGGGUUGGACUCGGCGACACCAUGACCCGGAAGCGCUACGCCAAUACCCUCGAAAGCAUUGCUGAGUACGGGCCGGAUGCUUUCUACCACGGUGCAAUUGCGAAUGCCACCAUCACGGCAUUGCAGAAAUCCAAUGGGACCAUGACGCUCGCGGAUCUUGCAAACUACACCGUCGAGAUCCGACAGCCAUCCAACAUCACGUACCGCGGCUUUAAGAUCCACAGCGGGAGCGCCCCAUCGAGCGGAGCGGUGGUGCUGAGCACGCUGAAGAUCGUGGAAGGCUACGAUAUGUCGACCCCAUCGGCACUCAACCUCUCCACGCACUACCUGGACGAAGGCAUGCGUUUCGCAUACGGCCAACGCACCCUCCUGGGAGACCCGACAUUCCUCCCCAAUCUCACCGCCUACCAGGAGAACAUGGUGUCCGAACAAACCGCCGCCGAGAUCCGCAGCAAGAUCGAGGAGUACCACACCCUGAACACGUCCGCGUACGACCCGUCCGGAUUCGGCAUCUUGACUGACGACGGGACAUCGGCCCUCGUCGCCGCCGACUGGACGGGCCUCAGCAUCGCCGUGACCAGCACCAUCAACACGCUUUUCGGCAGCCAAGUAAUGGUGCCCGAAACGGGCGUAAUCAUGAACAACGAAAUGAACGACUUCAGCAUCCCCAACACCACCAACGCAUUCGGAUACGCGCCCGCACCCGCGAAUUUCAUAAAACCGCACGCUCGCCCCCUAUCCUCCAUCUCACCCACCAUCGUCGAGCUUCCAGACUCCUCCCUAUAUCUCGCGCACGCCUCCGCCGGCGGGUCCCGCAUCAUCACCGAAGUCAUCCAGCACCUCUGGCACGUGCUCGAUCAGAACCUAACGUCAUCCCAAUCGCUCGCGCAGCCGCGCAUGCACGAUCAGCUGUCCCCGAACCUGGUCUCGUUCGAGUGGGGCAGUGAGAUCGAGGGCGUGCAGGGGUAUAGUAAUGAGACGGUGGCUUUCUUGAGGGAUGUUGUGGGUGCGAAUGUGGGGUGGGUGGCACCGGGCAGUACGACGGCGCAGGCGUUGAGAAGGUUGAGAAAUGGUACGUUUGAGGCGGCGGGUGAACCGAGACAGUUGAAUAGUGGGGGCUUUGCGGUUUGAUUGAUUGUCUUGAGGUUUGGGGGGAGGGGGGAGAUAUAUAUUCAAAAAUGUAUGUAUAUAGGUACAUGUAUAUGCCGGAUAUGUGCAGCCGGAAUAAUACUAGCUAGGUACCUACCUUAGGUAGGUGGGUAUCGAACUGUACGGCAUUUCGAAGCAAGGAGUUGGAAAAAAGAAAAGGAUAUGAUAUGAUAUCAUGGAAUGAGAAUAAAAGGAACGUUCUCAUGUUUACUCCAGCCCAAGAAAGAAGCUGUUAGUAGAUGC